AUGCAAGUCAAUAAGCCUCUGUGGGGGAAGGGAGAGUGUGAGUGGACGGAAAUCAUGGGAGCAGAGGGAGGAGGAGGAGGAGAGGAGGAGGAGGAGGAGGAGGAGGAGGAGGAGGAGGAGGAGGAGGAGGAGGAGGAGGAGGAGGAGGAGGAGGAGGGCGACGGUGGCGACGACCACGAACACUGGCAGCGGCAAGAAAGCAGUACCCGCCUUUGCAUGCUGUCUGCUGCAGCUUCAGCAGUACUUGCCCCUGCAAACGCACUACAAACGCUGAGAAAAGCUGGCGUGACUUCCCGUGCACAGUUCGUUGGUUCAUCCGCUUCUAUUUCCAAUACGACUCGGAACCCGCCUGAUUUAUCAGUCCCUUUGAGCUGUCAAACAGCUUCCCCCCCCUCUAUUGAGCCCACCAUGGCGGUGGGCUACCACCCGCGCAUGGAAGCCCCCUCCGCUAUUCCGCGGCCCAGCGGAAUACCUCCUUUACGGCACGCGAGCGCCGGCGCCGUCACGGCUGCCGGCCAACGGCACCGUCACGAUGUUGGAGCCGACGAUUUGAUGGCAGGGACAGGCAUUCCUUUGCCGGGAGACCCGGGACCGUUUUACUUGGGCGAGUGGCGGAAGAGCUCCGAGGCGCAUCAGCACGCUGUGGGCGCGGGGGAGGCGCAAAAGGCAUGGGUGGAUCAGAAGGCGGCGGAGGCGCAACAGGCAUGGGAGGCGGAAAAGGCAUGGGAGGCGGAAAAGGAGGAGGAGGCACAAAGGGCGAUGGAGGCGCAAAAGGCGGCGGAGGCGCAAAUGGCGGCGGAGGCGCAAAAGGCGCGGGAGCUGCAGCGGAGGAUAAAGGAGCUGGAGCGAGCCAGCCGCGAGCAGGAGAAGGAACUCGCGUCGCUAAGAUCCCAGAAAAUUGCAGCAGAGCAGAGCCUGCGACGGGAAAAGGAAGCUUCCGCGUUGCUGCAACAGAUGCUCCAGCAGGAGCGGGAGGCGAAGGCGGUGAUGCUCGCGGCGCGCGAGGACGAGGCCGCCGAGAUCGACGGCGAGAAACGCGCUUUGAUCGCGCGGAGCAGGCAGCUGGCGGCGCGGGUGGAGAGAGCGGAGGAGCGACUGGAGGGGCUGGAGCAAGAGAAGGAGGCCGUCAUACUCGAUCGCGACGCGAUUGCUAUGGAAUCGGAGGUGUUGGUGGAGCGACUCUUGGAGGUGGAACAGACGGUGGAGAUGCUUCGGCAGGAGAACGUGAAUCUCGAGGCGGAGCUGUUGGCCGCACAGCGAUCGCGAGAUACGUACUGGACGCACAGUAUUGCACUGUACCAGGAUAAAGCAAAGCUGGAAGAGCAGUUAGCACAACUGAGCAGCAUCAGCAGUAACCUGGCAGGAGGCAGGACCAAGGCUGCAGCUACUUUGGGCAAGAAAACCCAGACCCCCACCAGAGCCGGAGCAGGCGGCGCAGCAGCAGCGGGUGGCGCCCGCCGAAACUCCCUCCCAUUCCCUAACCCACGCUCUUCAGCAUCUCCUCUCACUUCCCUAGAGACCUUCACCUCCCCAUUUGCACUCCACCCCACCGCUCUCAACUCCGCCCCACAGCUGCUGAAACAGCAGCUCACGUUCGGCACGGUGUACGAGUGCCCGCCGCUGCUCGCGUCAGCGUCCAUGUCAGCAUCCACGUCAGCAGCGAUAGGCAUGACACAGCACGGUGGGCUUGACAUGGUGCGAGCAGCCAGCAUCGCCAGUGGGGCCCCUUCUACUGCCAAUGCUGCUGCUAGUGGUGGUGCAAUCAGUGCAGCAGGGGGGUUUGACUCAGCCGGCAUGCGCAGGAGUGGGAGCUUUACAGCAUACCAGGCCCCAGCUUCCACUCUCCUCACACGCAGCCUCUCAAGCAACACGGCAGAGCACAGGGCACGGCAGGCCAGCAUGGCAGCAGCUGGUGGUGGUGGCAGAGGUGAGAUAUUGAAUGGAGCUGCAGGGCUGGCUGCGGUGCAUGAGGGCCCUGAAUGA
This is a messenger RNA of Closterium sp. Yama58-4, 1983 nucleotides long. The record is from the annotation of a GenBank genome assembly. Lineage: Eukaryota; Viridiplantae; Streptophyta; Zygnematophyceae; Desmidiales; Closteriaceae.